Molecule: messenger RNA, 2777 nt
Organism: Oldenlandia corymbosa var. corymbosa
Lineage: Eukaryota; Viridiplantae; Streptophyta; Magnoliopsida; Gentianales; Rubiaceae
Source: the annotation of a GenBank genome assembly
ACAAAGGCCAAAAAAUUCCGGAAAAGUUUAUAAUAAAGGAAUCCAUUAGGGCCACAGAUGUAAUUCCGGUUUAACUUUUUAACAAAUAAAAUAAAUGAAAUUCCAUCAUCAGUCGUUUCAUUGGACAGCUCAUUAUCUUCAUCCCCUUUCUUUAUUUUAACCCCACUGCCACGGCUCUUCUCCCUCCUCCGCCUCCAACCACCGCGCCUCCGCCACCCGUCGAAUUUAUCGUCCCCCAAUUGCCCUGUAAAUAGACUGCACAUAAAAUUUCCCUUUGAAUCGAUUACACUGUAAAAAUUCAUUCAAUUCAGUUGAUAAAGUGCUAUAGGGAGAAAUAUGGCUGCAUUAUUGGAAGAAAUAGUUAAGUCCUUGGAGCUAUGGCUGAGGUUGAUCAAGAAAACCCCUCAGGAGUACGUGGACCCUACUCUUGAUCCUGUUCUUUUAGUCCCUGGGGUUGCUGGCUCGAUUCUCAACGCCGUCAAUGAAAAAACCGGUAGAGAAGAACGGGUUUGGGUUCGGAUUCUGGCUGCAGAUCAUGAAUUUCGGACCAAGCUCUGGUCUCUCUUUGACCCGUCCACAGGUGAAACCGUGUCCAUCAACCCAAAUUGGAAGGUUGAGGUUCCAGAGGAUAGAUUCGGGUUGUAUGCCAUCGAUACAUUGGAUCCUGACAUGGUUAUUGGGCGUGAUACUGUCUAUUAUUUCCAUGACAUGAUUGAGGAAAUGCUCAAGUGGGGCUACAAGGAAGGAGAAACACUCUUUGGGUUUGGAUAUGAUUUUCGCCAGAGUAACAGGUUUCGUGGGACGAUGGAGCGUUUUGCUGCGAAGUUGGAGUCUGUAUAUAAUGCAUCCGGUGGCAAAAAGAUAAAUAUUAUAAGCCAUUCCAUGGGGGGACUUCUUGUAAAAUGUUUCAUGUCUUUGUACAGUGAUGUCUUUGAGAAGUAUGUUAAGAAUUGGAUAGCCAUAGCUGCACCUUUUAGGGGUGCACCAGGAUAUGUUACAUCCACAUUGUUGAAUGGGAUGUCUUUCGUGGAAGGGUGGGAACAGAACUUUUUUAUAUCAAAAUGGAGCAUGCACCAAUUGCUGAUUGAGUGUCCAUCAAUUUACGAACUGAUGGCCUGCCCAGAUUUUCAUUGGGAAAGCCCCCCACUUCUAGAGGUUUGGAGGAAAAAAACAAGCAAUUCCGGAGAUGUUGAUGUUAUGUUGGAGUCCUUCUUGCCAAUGGAAGCUGUAUCAAUAUUUACAGAAGCUCUUGCAUGCAACAAGGCUAGUUGUUGUGGCUUGAAUAUUCCUUUACCUUUCAAUAAGGAUAUAUUGAAAUGGUCCAACGAGACACGAAAAAUUUUGGGUGGUGCUAAGGUUCCGCCGAAUGUUAAAUUCUACAACAUAUAUGGGACCAGUCUAAAGACACCUCAUAGUGUUUGGUACUCUGACUCAAUUUUUUCGAUUAUACUACCUCAUACAUGGAGAUUAUAUUACAAAAUCUAAUUGUUGAUUUCCUUAUAUGGCAGUUAUGGAAGUCAGAAUCAACCUAUCUGUGAUUUGAGGAAAUUACCUCGCUAUCUGGCAAAUUAUAUGAAUGUCGAUGGUGAUGGGACUGUUCCUGUGGAGUCUGCAAGGGUAAACUGUUCUUGUCUCAUUCUGAUGGUUAUCAUUCUGAAACUAAUAGUUCAGUUAUCAAUCGUAAUACAAUCACUGUUUUUUCCUUGACGUGCUUUUCUGAUCCUAGAAGCUGUGCUUUUGUUGGUUUAGCAUUUGUACUACUUUUUUAAUGCAUUAAGGAGGGCUGGUACCUGGGUAUGACAAACACACAUUUUUGGAAACUUCCCUCAUGAUUGCUCAUUGCUCUUCCCUGGUAGAGAUUUCAUAAUUUGUUAUAAUAGACAAUGAGCACUGCCUUAGAAACCUUUGGUUCCAAGAUUGUGGAAUACAACUGAGAGGCCUUAGAAAGGAUCGAGCUAUAUGGUGAUAAUCUCACAACCAUGUUGAAGCUUUAUUUCUGACAGCGACUAAUUUUUGGUAAAAAUGAUAAUCCACAUUGCAGGCUGAUGGACUCAGUGCAGAAGCCAGGGUUGGAGUUCCAGGCGAGCAUCGAGGAAUACUCUCUGACCGCCAUGUUUUUAGAAUUCUGAAACAUUGGCUGAAAGCAGAUCAUGAUCCGUACUACAAUCCUGUAAAUGAUUUUGUUAUACUUCCAACUGCAUUUGAGUUGGAAAAGCAUCAGCAGAAAGGUUUGGAAGUAACUUCCCUGAAAGAGGAAUGGGAAGUCAUUGCAGACGACGCAGAUGAGCAGGAUAAACAGCCUUUGAUGGGUUCAAUAUCUGUUUCCCGUGUUGGAGGCAACGAGGGUUUGCAGGAAGAAGCUUGUGCCACCAUUGUGGUUCACCCUCAUCUAGAUGGUAAGAAGAAGCAUGUCGAACUUAGUGCCGUGUCAGUCUCAGCGAAUGCUUAGAGUUGCUGGCUGCUUCAAUGUAAAUAUACACUCAGAUUUGUUUGUUCCCAAAGACUUUACUGGGUUUGAUGUCUUAUUUAUCAAGAGUUCCAUACUCUUGCCAACCCACUGGGAAAAAACAAACAGAAAAGUAAAUCAGUAAGGUUGGUGCAUUACUCUGUAAAUAUGCUGCUCCCGACCCCAAAGUGGGGAAAUUUAUGUACAUAUUGUUUGCUUUCGGUUGUAAAUUUACGGUAUCUGAAAUAAGUAUCCGAGAGUUGUGUCUAUCUUUUAAACUUUAUUCAAUAUGUAAGACUAUUAGUUUGAAUCGAAUAAAUUGUUUCACCAC